GCAGCACGGCCAGGCUGAGGGGCAGCAGCACGGGGUGGCUGUGGGCUCCUUUGGCACUGCUCGAUGCUGUGUGUGUGCCUGUGGCUUUCUGGGGUCCCCAGAGCCAGGCAGGCAGAAAUUGGAGCUCUGCAGACAGCAAGGGUUGCCUGUGUGCUUCACCUCAGCAACAACACAAAGAUCCACAGACAGUGCCUGGGAAGGGGACUGCCUUGUGCUCAGCUCAGGGGGACCCUGGGUGUCCUGUUUGGUGAAGGGCUGCAAUUCCCUGUGCUCAUCUAAUGUACAGUCUGAGGGGGUCCCUCUACAUUAUUCCUGACUUUCACCUGCUAGUUCAAUUAAAGUGUGUCCUUGUCCUUUGCGUGAUGGAGUCUUGCUGCCAGCUUUGGCUGUGGGCAUUAUUUGUCCUCCUCGCCUGCCCACAGCCAGGGGUAGCACAGCCAGCCUGCUCCCAUGGGGCCUGCUAUCCCCCCACGGGGGACCUCCUGCUGGGACGGGGUCAGCACCUGAUGGCCUCUUCCACCUGUGGCCUCACCAAGCCUGAGACGUACUGCACACCGCACGGAGAGUGGAACAUGAGAUGCUGUAAGUGUGACUCCCGGCUGCCUCACGCCCGCAAUGGGCACCGUGUGGCCAACAUGCUGUCCUCUGCUGGGCGCGCACGCUGGUGGCAAUCCCAGAGUGGCAUGGAGCACGUUUCUUUGCAGCUGGAUCUGGAUGAGAAGUUCCAGCUCAGCAGCGUUGUGCUGGAUUUCAGGUCACCGCUGCCCGCUGCGAUGCUGAUUGAGCGCUCCACAGACUUUGGCAAGACAUGGGAGGUGUACCAGUACCUGGCCUCUGACUGCGCUGCUGCCUUUCCCCACAUCCCCCGCGGUGCCCCCGAGAGCUGGGGGGAUGCUCGAUGCCAGCCUCUGCAGGCCCAGCAUGGGUACCCUGUGCACGGGGGCAAGGUGAAAUUCAGUGUCCAAGACCUGGCAUCUACCAUUACUACCUCUUACAGCCAGUCUGUUAAUAAGCUGGGGCAGUUCACCAACCUGAGGAUCAACUUCACCCAGCUCCCACACAUCAUGCACCACAGCUACCGCUCGCCCAGCAGCUUCUAUGCGGUGACUGAAAUGCAGGUGCUGGGAAGCUGCUUCUGCAAUGGCCACGCUGACCGCUGUAUCCCUUCGAGGGACCUGCAUACCAUGGUGCAUGGGCGCUGCGAAUGCCAGCACAACACUGCUGGCCCCAACUGUGGCCACUGUGCUGCCCUCUACAAUGACCGCCCCUGGGCCCCCGCGGAGGACAACGACCCCCAUGAGUGCCAGCAGUGUAACUGCAACGGCCACUCGGCCUCGUGCCACUUCGACCCGGAGCUUUUCCAUGCCAGCGGUGGGGUGAGCGGGGGUGUCUGCGAUGACUGCCAGCACAACACGGAGGGAAACAACUGUGAGCGCUGCAAAACCAACUAUUUCCGCAACCAGCGGCAGGAUCUCACCCAUCCUGAAGCCUGCCAGCCCUGCGAGUGUGACCCAGACGGCACGGUGCCAGGCUCCGUCUGCGACCCGCUCUCGGGGCACUGCGUCUGCAAGGAGAAUGUGCAGGGAGAACGAUGCCACCUCUGCAAGCCAGGCUUUGCCCAGCUGGCCCAUGCCAACCCCCUGGGCUGCCGCAGAUGUGCUUGCAACGUCCUGGGAACGCGGCAGAAUGUGCCCUGUGAUGAUGAGACAGGGAGCUGCUCCUGUCUGCCCAACGUGGUGGGCACCGAAUGUGACCAGUGUGCAGCUGGGCACUGGGACAUGGCGAGUGGCCGGGGCUGCCGGCCCUGCGAGUGCAACCCCAGUGGUUCCCACAGCAUCCACUGCAACCAGUUCACAGGACAGUGCCAAUGCAGAGAAGGCUUCACGGGGCGGACGUGCUCUGCUGCACAGCAGGAGCAGGCCUGCCCAGAUAGGCACUUUGGAGACAUCAGGGUAGGAUGCACAGAGUGCAACUGUGACUUCCAGGGUACCGUGGACAUGGGGUGUGACAAAUCCACAGGCCGCUGCCUCUGCCGCCCAGGUGUCACCGGUCCCCGCUGUGACCAAUGCCAACGGGAUCACUGCAGCACCUACCCCAGCUGUGAGCCGUGCCACCCCUGCUUCCACACCUAUGAUGGUGACAUCCAGCGGCUGCGGUUGCGCCUGCAGCAGGCCAGCCUGAGUAACUCCAGCAUGGGGCUGCCUGGGGGCUCCCACCUGGGCCUCCGGCUCUCACGGGCACAGAGCAGCGUGCAGCAGGCGCAGAGCAUCCUUGGUCACUCAUCUGCCACCGAGCAGGGCCUGGCCCAGCUGGGCAAUGCACUCACUGCCAUCAGGGAGCAAAUGCAAGGUGUUAAUCCCAACUUUCAGUUUCUGGAUGUGACUUCCUCUCUAUCAAAUGACUUCGAAGCUCUCAAUAGCAGCCUGCUUACCAUCAGUGCCCAGUAUCAGAGCAAGAAGACCCAGUUUGAAACCAGCCGCAGCACAGAUCUGUCAGGAGCCUUUGGGACCAUCCGAUCUGCUCACCAGACAUCCACCAACGCCAGCAGCCUUGCUGCUGCUGCUGCCACUCUGCUGGCCACGUCCAGGGAGAGCCGCAGGGACGCAGCAGGGCUGGAGGCAGCGGUUGCCAUGCACAGCAGCAAGCUGCUGGCCCUCAGAUCCCAGAUGGCCUCAUCUCCCAAUCUGACUCCUACCGUGAAUAAGAUCUGUGGUGGUUUCCGAGCGGAGACGUGCACCCCAGCGCAGUGUGAAGGCUCGCCGCUGUGCCCACAAGAUGGUGGCAUGGCCUGCGGGGAUGGCCUCAGCUGCCGCGGUGCUGGGCCAUUAGCUGGAGGGGCCCUGCGUGUGGCUGGGAAAGCUGCGGGGGAGCUGGACAGCCUGAGUGCACGGCUAAGGGAGACAGCACAGCUGAUUAAAAUGACGGAGGCAUCUGCUAAUCAGAUUCAAAGCAAUGCCUUGCGGCUCAUGGAACAGAUGAGCAUAACAAGAACCCAGAUUGAAGGAGAUGUCCGGCAUGCCCAGCAGUUCAUCCAGCAAGUUCGGAACUUCUUGUCAGACAAAGACACGGACCCUGCAACAAUCCAGGAAGUCAGCGAGUUUGUUCUCUCUCUACGUCUCCCCACGGAUGCUGCUGCAGUCCUGAGAAAAAUGAACGAGAUUCAAAGUUUGGCUACCAAGCUGCAAUGCCCAGAGAACAUACUUGCCCAGACAGCCGAGGACAUUGCAAAGGCCAAGCAGCUGCAGCAAGAGGCAGAACAGGCAAGGAACCGAGCGAAUGCUGUGGAAGGCAAUGUGGAAGAAGUUGUUGGGAAUCUGAGACAGGCAAACACAGUGCUGCUGGAGGCUCAGGGGGCUAUCAGGGGCUCAGGUUCUUCCCUUCGGUUCAUUCAGGAGCGCGUCGAGGAAAUCGAGGCAGUGCUUGGUCCAGCUGAGAAGAACGUGGGCUCGGUGGCAGCCCAGCUGGCUGUGCUGGCAGAGAGGCUCCCUGGGCUGCAGCAGACAGCAGGGCAGAACCGGCUGCGGGCCGGCGAUGCGCAGCAGGCAGCAGCAGCAGCAAGCGAGGAGGCCAACGGGGCUCAGCAGGCUUUCCAACGAGUGAAAGAUAUGUAUGCAGAGUUGAAGAGCAGAGAGGGGCAGAGCCCUGCGCUGGGAGCACAGGGCAGCCGUGUGCAGAGCAUAGAUCUGGAGGCAAAAGCUCUCUUUGAGGAAACAUGGAACAUGAUGCUCCGUAUGGAAACUUUGGAGACAGAAAUUCAAGAAAGCAACAGAGCUCUUGUGGCCAAGUCAGCCAGGCUGUCAGGCCUUCAGGAGCAGGUGGGCAGGAUCCGGGACGCCAUCCAUAAGCGAGUCACCUACUAUGAGAGCUGCUCCUGA
Messenger RNA from Lagopus muta (rock ptarmigan), 3875 nucleotides. It is a transcript of the gene LAMB3, whose product is annotated as laminin subunit beta 3. The record is from RefSeq and is a predicted model, not a curated record. Bases 279 to 3875 code for a protein of 1198 amino acids. Gene Ontology annotation, biological process: axon guidance. The transcript has 23 exons. NCBI's taxonomy places the organism in Eukaryota, Metazoa, Chordata, Aves, Galliformes, Phasianidae. Gene Ontology annotation, cellular component: basement membrane.